AUGGUCUGUGGCGGAAGAAUAAGAACAGCCAAGCGGCUACUCAUAGCCCUCUGCAUCUUGGGCGGCAUCCUUUAUCUCACAUAUGCGACUCGGAAGGCUUAUGGCAACAUGUACGGCUCUCUGAUACCUCAAAAAUGGAGGUUCUUCGCCGCCUCUCCUAAUGGAAGUCACACAAUGAUUGCUGUUCCCGCAGCGGCACCGAUCUUUUUACGUUCUCUCAAUUUCGAAGAUGGGGCGUUGAGAAAGAGGUUCAUAGGUAUAAUGUGCCUUGUAGGUGUUGUGGCCGCCAUAUUCCUUUGGCUCACAAUACCCGGCUGUAUCGACUCUGUGAAAAUAAGAUUGAUACGGCGGAGGCAGAGAUUGAGGGUAGGAUCGGAUAUGGAGCCGUUGCGACCACGACCGCGCCCGAGGACUCCGUCGCCGGUAUUCGUCAAUUUGGGAGACAUAGUCAACGAGAUUAAGAAUCGACUACCGCCACUGAGGCAUGUGAACUCAAUAUAUAACGAAGGGCAAGAGCCUGUAAAUGACGAAACACCAAGACAAGGAGAAGACGCGGACAAACCGGAUCCGCGUUUAUUUAUGAUUCGAGAACUGAAGAUGCCAACCUUACCUGGCGCCAACAACCCAGGGGAAUCGUCUUCAGCUGCCGUGAACGAUCCAGCAGAGUCGCUUUCUACUACCUUGGUCAAUACAACAGAGAUUGAUUCAAUUAACAGCUUUACGCUGUAG
Messenger RNA from Trichoderma virens Gv29-8, 729 nucleotides. RefSeq lists its product as uncharacterized. NCBI's taxonomy places the organism in Eukaryota, Fungi, Ascomycota, Sordariomycetes, Hypocreales, Hypocreaceae. The record is from RefSeq and is a predicted model, not a curated record. The transcript has a single exon. The coding region runs from base 1 to 729 and encodes 242 amino acids.